AUGUGUUUGCAGACCAACACCGCCUUGCUCACCACCGGCGCCACGGUGCUCACCGCUCAGGCGCCAGCUGAGAAGAUGACGCAGCUGUCGGAAGAGAGCGUCGAGGAGAUCCUUCUCACGGCAGCGCAAGCAAGCGGGGAGGCCCCGAACCGCGCGGUGAAGCGCCGUGUUCGCCAGCGCCUGCACAAGAAGCUGGGUAGCCUCCUCUCAGCCGAGGAGUUCGAUCGUGCAAUGGAUCGCUUCAAGGAUUUGGAGCAGCACGCCCCGGCAACCCCACCAGCCGAGUCGUUCCACCCACCACAGAACGUUUUGCCAGUCGGCUGUCCAACACAGCUCAUUGCUGUUCCCUGUCCCUUCUUCAUGCCCGUCAUGGCACCGGCGAUGAGGCCGUCGCCAACGAUGAUGCCCUGCAUGCAAGUCGUGAACCAGCAGCCAAGGGAGCAGGAGCCUGUGGCGGCUACCGUGCACAUCGUCCCCGAGAAAGCUCCAGUGUGGGACACGUCCGCGAUGUCAGAAACGACAGCAGAUGACGAGAUGGACCUUGAGAGCGUCAGUGAUCUGGAGUCGGAGUGGGCCAGAGCGCUUACCGAGGGUUCCGCGCAGCUGCCAGUUGAGAGGACCUUUAUCCAGUUCAACACGCGGCCGCAUGUUCAUCGUCGCCGCUCAAAGUCUGUCUGA
Messenger RNA from Symbiodinium sp. CCMP2592, 678 nucleotides. The record is from the annotation of a GenBank genome assembly. NCBI's taxonomy places the organism in Eukaryota, Dinophyceae, Suessiales, Symbiodiniaceae.